CGGCUGGUGGUGGCCGCGGCGGCCGGCGAGCCCGGGACGCCCGAGCCUGCCCCGAGCCUCGGCGGAGCGGAGUGGCCUCGGCGCUCCCGUGUCCCGCUUGGUCCCACGCUGCACCCCGCCGCCCAGGAGCCCGGCGGACGGCGGCUCCCCCGGCGGCUCCGGCAUGACUCGGCGGCGCUCCGCUCCGGCGUCCUGGCUGCUCGUGUCGCUGCUCGGUGUCGCAACAUCCCUGGAAGUGUCCGAGAGCCCAGGCAGUGUCCAGGUGGCCCGGGGCCAGACAGCAGUCCUGCCCUGCGCCUUCUCCACCAGUGCUGCCCUCCUGAACCUCAAUGUCAUUUGGAUGGUCAUUCCCCUCUCCAAUGCAAACCAGCCCGAACAGGUCAUUCUUUAUCAGGGUGGACAAAUGUUUGACGGCGCCCUCCGGUUCCACGGGAGGGUAGGAUUUACCGGCACCAUGCCUGCUACCAAUGUCUCGAUCUUCAUCAAUAACACACAGCUGUCAGAUACGGGCACGUACCAGUGCUUGGUGAAUAACCUUCCAGACAGAGGGGGCAGAAACAUCGGGGUCACUGGCCUCACAGUGUUAGUCCCCCCUUCUGCUCCACAAUGCCAAAUCCAAGGAUCCCAGGACCUCGGCAGUGACGUCAUCCUUCUGUGUAGUUCAGAGGAAGGCAUCCCUCGGCCCACGUACCUUUGGGAGAAGUUAGAUAAUACGCUCAAGCUACCUCCAACAGCCACUCAGGACCAGGUCCAGGGAACAGUCACCAUCCGGAAUAUCAGUGCCCUCUCUUCCGGUCUGUACCAGUGUGUGGCUUCUAAUGCCAUCGGGACCAGCACCUGUCUGCUGGACCUCCAGGUUAUCUCACCCCAGCCCCGGAGCGUUGGAGUAAUAGCCGGAGCGGUUGGCACCGGUGCUGUUCUUAUCGUCAUCUGCCUUGCACUAAUUUCAGGGGCGUUCUUUUACUGGAGAAGCAAAAACAAAGAGGAGGAGGAGGAAGAAAUUCCUAAUGAAAUCAGAGAGGAUGAUCUUCCCCCUAAAUGCUCUUCUGCCAAAGCCUUCCACACGGAGAUAUCCUCCUCAGAAAAUAACACGCUGACCUCUUCCAAUACCUACAACAGUCGAUACUGGAACAACAAUCCAAAACCCCAUAGAAACACAGAGUCUUUCAACCACUUCAGUGACUUACGCCAGUCUUUCUCUGGCAAUGCAGUUAUCCCAUCAAUCUAUGCAAAUGGGAACCAUCUGGUUUUGGGUCCACAUAAGACUCUGGUAGUUACAGCCAACAGAGGGUCAUCACCUCAGGUCUUGCCCAGGAACAAUGGUUCAGUCAGCAGGAAGCCUUGGCCUCAACACACUCAUUCCUACACAGUAAGCCAAAUGACCCUGGAGCGCAUCGGUGCAGUGCCUGUCAUGGUGCCUGCCCAGAGUCGAGCAGGGUCCCUGGUAUAGGAUGACUGAGGAAACCAUGUUCAGAAGAGAAUAAAUGGACCGCCUUCAGGCAAGGGGGGAGCACUGCCUUCAGGCAAGGGGGGAGCACUGCCUUCAGGCAAGAGGGAGAGUGGGAUGGGUGAGUGCUGAAAAAUAAACUUUUGUUACGAUUCCAUUAGCAAAAAGCACAAAGAGGAGGCGUGUGUGAAGUGGCCUGGGGUUGUUCCAUAAUGAAGACUCAAGAAGACUGUUUCCCCACCACAGAUGUCCUGAGAUUCAGUUAAAACGAAACAUGCUGCAUCUCCAGAGAUGUGCCAAGCCAAGGAGAAUGCUAGAAGCAGAGUAAAGCUUACCCCCCAAACUGUGGUCCAGCUGGACCCCUUCUUUAAUUCUUGCCUAACUUAAUUAUUUUCAGGACCCUUCAAGUGCCAGGUGGAAUUUACAUAAUGAAAUUAUUUUUUAAAAAUAGGUGUCCUUAGGGAGAGAAAACAGGAGCAAGCUCAUGGUCUGGCCUAGUCUCCCUCUCCCACUCCUUCUGAUGACACUAGCAAUGCAUUCCAUCUGACCUGACUUUAUCAUAGAGGCAAAAUUGUUCAGAACACUGGCUGGAGAUGGGGAGAAAUAAGGAAACUUCUUGUGAACACCCUACACACACACACACACACACACACACACACACACACACACACACACACACACACACACACACAUUUAUUUACCUCCUCCUGAACCAUGAAUCGUAUUGGUGAUUUUGCUAUAUUGACAGAUUCUCAUCUGUUACACUCUAGGAUCUCUCACAGGUCUGUGGCAAUUACUGUUCAUGAUUUCCUGAAAAAAUAUUUUUUUAAAAGAAAACUAUUUUUUUUAAAUACUAGAGAGACAGUGGACUAGGAAAGCGAGAACUUGCCGCCUUGUCUAGUGACUGUAUUCAAUGACUGAACAGAGGCCCCCCCCACCAUACAAGAGUUUUAGGUGAUUGAGUGGGUGGAACCAGCUGGAGCCAGGUGGGAGGGGCCUUUACAUUGCCAGCAGGGCCCCAAAGAAUUGAGAUUGUGUAUGGCAACCGUUAAUGAGGACAGCGCCUGAUGCCUUUUGUACCGAGGAAGAUAAUUGCCUCUUGUUUGACAAGUAGAGUUUAGUAGGUUAUUACAAAAAGGGCAAGAGUUGUUUUGGUUUUGUUUCUUUCAAAAUAAUUUUUUUUCAAAAGAAUAACAAGGGUUAGGCAAAUGGGGGACCUUCCUGUGUGCUCUUGGGGGUCUGCUCAGCAUCUGGAAAUUUGGGUGUGCGAUUUUCCCUGAACACAUUGCAUACCAGUGUAAAAAGACUCUGCCUCCCCCCUUUUUGGCUUUUUUACUGGGCUUGGCUGGCCUUGCAGUUUACCAGAUUCAUUUACAGACUCUCUGCUCUGUAUGGCGCCGCCUGCCAUGUCUGUCUUGGUGACUAUCCUGCCUUAAUCACUUUGCUUUAGGGCAACUCAUGGUGAUCUCUUCCAAGAUCUGUUUUUAAAUUGUUUGGACUACUUGAGCCACAACUCUCAGAGGACAUUCCUUUUUUUUUUUUUUUUUUUUUCUCCUUUCUUCCAUUGCUUUGUCCCUCUUCCCCUGUGCUUCCUGCCUUCUUUCCCUGUCCCAUGGGCACAGUCCUCACAGGGAGUGGCCUCCUCUCUCCAGUGAUGUAAGUGAAUGGAAGCCAUCACUGGCUGCACAUACCUUUUUCAAAAGGGACACUCGGGAAGUCACUGCUGUGACCGUUUCGAUGUUGAUAAGAAGGUGAAUUUACUGUAGUGUUACCACCUUCUCCCCACUUGAUGGUUCUUGACUUUGUAAAAAUUUAAAUAAAUGAAUGUCUAUACUUUUUAAGGAAAAGAGAAAAUACCAUGUCACAGAAAAGGUGAAACUAUUAGAUGCUGUUUAGAAAGCAUUUAUCUUGCAUUUCUUUAUUCUUUCUAAUUACCUAAAAUUCAAUAAAAGUUUAUUCAUAUAAAA
Messenger RNA from Mus musculus (house mouse), 3414 nucleotides. RefSeq names its product immunoglobulin superfamily, member 11 (gene Igsf11). Gene Ontology annotation, cellular component: cell-cell junction; plasma membrane. The record is from RefSeq and is marked provisional. NCBI's taxonomy places the organism in Eukaryota, Metazoa, Chordata, Mammalia, Rodentia, Muridae. The transcript has 7 exons. Gene Ontology annotation, biological process: homophilic cell-cell adhesion. Gene Ontology annotation, molecular function: ionotropic glutamate receptor binding. The coding region runs from base 164 to 1450 and encodes 428 amino acids.